AUGGGUGUUUUCACUUCUGAAAGCGAACACGUUUCUCCUGUCUCUGCUGCAAAAUUAUUCAAAGCCAUUGUCCUAGAUGCCACCAAUGUCUUCCCAAAAGCAUUGCCAAACUUCAUCAAGAGCGCGGAAACCAUCGAAGGAGAUGGUGGGCCAGGAACCAUUAAGAAACUCACUCUUGUUGAAGGUUUAGGGUUUGUGAAGCACCACGUAGAUGCAUUAGACACAGAAAACUAUGUGUACAACUAUAGUGUGAUUGAAGGAAGUGCAUUGUCAGAGGCAUUGGAGAAGAUAUCUUAUGAGUACAAAAUAGUGGGAACCCCAGAUGGAGGAUCGAUUGUGAAGUCGACGAGCAGAUACUACACGAAAGGUGAUGAGAAACUCGCUGAAGAAUUUGUGAAGGCUGGCAAGGAGAGAUCUGCAGGAUUCACUAAGGCUAUCGAGGAUUUCAUUCAGGCUAAUCCUCAUUACAACUAA
Molecule: messenger RNA, 474 nt
Organism: Sphenostylis stenocarpa
Lineage: Eukaryota; Viridiplantae; Streptophyta; Magnoliopsida; Fabales; Fabaceae
Source: the annotation of a GenBank genome assembly